This is a messenger RNA of Spizellomyces punctatus DAOM BR117, 504 nucleotides long. RefSeq names its product ribosomal protein L29. Gene Ontology annotation, cellular component: cytosolic large ribosomal subunit; ribosome. NCBI's taxonomy places the organism in Eukaryota, Fungi, Chytridiomycota, Chytridiomycetes, Spizellomycetales, Spizellomycetaceae. The transcript has 4 exons. Gene Ontology annotation, molecular function: structural constituent of ribosome; mRNA binding. Bases 87 to 458 code for a protein of 123 amino acids. The record is from RefSeq and is a predicted model, not a curated record. Gene Ontology annotation, biological process: maturation of LSU-rRNA from tricistronic rRNA transcript (SSU-rRNA, 5.8S rRNA, LSU-rRNA); translation.
CCAACAGCAGGCGGUGGAAAGAAUUAAUCCCCCAGUACUCGUAUUUCUGCUUACCCUUUGCGUGUAAUCAGGAGAGUAAAGCAGCAAUGGCUAAGGUCAAGACCUACGAGCUCCGGAACAAAACCAAGGCUGACUUGACGAAGCAGCUGGACGAGCUGAAGCAGGAGCUCGCUUCACUCCGUGUCCAAAAGGUUGCCGGUGGUGCUGCAUCAAAGUUGGCAAAGAUCCACGAUGUGCGGAAGUCCAUUGCCCGUGUGAACACCGUCAUCAGCCAGACCCAGCGCGACCAACUCCGCAUUUUCUACAAAGGCAAGAAGUACAUUCCUUUGGACCUCCGCCCCAAGAAGACCCGUGCUAUUCGUCGCCGUUUGACUGCUUUCGAGGCUACCCGUAAGACUGUGAGGCAGCAGAAGCGGGAAACUCACUUCCCUCUCCGCAAGUACGCAGUCAAGGCGUAAAGGGUAUCUGUGGGCGUUGUAUAAAUAAUAGGAGUCUUCAGCACAA